This is a messenger RNA of Oncorhynchus masou masou (cherry salmon), 538 nucleotides long. Its product is annotated as cytochrome b-c1 complex subunit 6, mitochondrial-like. Lineage: Eukaryota; Metazoa; Chordata; Actinopteri; Salmoniformes; Salmonidae. Bases 96 to 368 code for a protein of 90 amino acids. The transcript is spliced from 4 exons. The record is from RefSeq and is a predicted model, not a curated record. Gene Ontology annotation, biological process: mitochondrial electron transport, ubiquinol to cytochrome c.
CGAUAACAUCCGGUGAGUGACCUGGACUGGUCCGUCCUCCAACAUCAAAUUCAUCAUCUAACAGUGGGUCAUACCAGGUCAAGAGCAUAAACGUCAUGGUUUUCGAGGAGAAAAUGAUCCUGAACGGGGAACCUGAAGAUGAGGAGGAGGAAGAGGAGGAGGAAGAUAUGGUGGACCCCCUUGAGGUGGUGCGGGACAAGUGUGCGCAGGCAGAGCACUGCGUCCACGCCAGGGCGAAACUGGAGGACUGUGAAUCCAGGGUCGGCUCCAAGUCCGAAACCAGAGAGGACUGCACCGAGGAGCUUUUCGACUUCCUCCAUGCGCGGGACCACUGUGUGGCUCACAAAGUCUUCCAUUCUGUCAAGUAAAGUCCCUCCAGCUCCCUGCACUACUGGCAGAAGUUCCUUGUCAGAUAUAGACAACUACCAUUUAACUUAAGUGACAAGUACCUGGUUUUAAAGGAUUCCUCUGAGUCUAAGUUGUAACCUCAUACACACUGUAUUUGUUCAUGUGAAUAAAUUAUAAAUUAAGUGUUGAA